This is a messenger RNA of Danaus chrysippus (African queen), 3750 nucleotides long. The record is from the annotation of a GenBank genome assembly. Lineage: Eukaryota; Metazoa; Arthropoda; Insecta; Lepidoptera; Nymphalidae.
AUGUUUAUCAUAAAUUCAAUGUAUCUAAAUCAAAAACAAAACGUUUCCAGCGGGUGCGAUGACGUUCAGCGUUCUCUGGAGCUCCUGGACCAGGUGUUAAGUGAAUACGACGAGGGUGAACCGCGAUCGUUGGAGGCGCGUGCGACACCCGCCACGCCAGCGACGCCCGCCACACCAGCCACGCCCGCCACUCCUGCCACAGACGACGACUCGCCGCUCGCCGGUCACACCUCCGAGGACGAUGGAUACAUGAGCAUGAACGGCAGACGAGCGAAAUUCGCGCUGGGCUUCCGACCAACUGAGGAGCGUGAAGAGGGAUCGCCUCCAGACCCUCCAUCACCACACUCCCCACCACCGCCUGAAGAAGCUCAAAGAAUUAUAUCAACCCUAUUACCUAAGGUAUCCCCCACAAAUUCUGCAAAACAUGCAAACUUGUUCAGCCAUUCCGAAGCUGAAGAGAAAUUGGACUCUAUUAUAAGCGUCAACGGAAUUACAACUGCAACACAAACAACUUUCCCAAAGACAAGGCACCAGCGUCCAUAUGGAUGGGACAAAGAAAUAGAAGCGAAUGGAUUUCAGCUGCAGCAGGCUCCAGUUCCUCCUUACAAAUUUUCAUCAUUACAACAUGGAGCUAGGCCGCCGCAAACUGAGAUUGCUCCCACGUGGCUACCUCCUCGUCACUCAGCGCCACCGAGCAAUCAGAAAAAGUCACCUAGUGUUGAGAACCCGCCGGUAUUUCCUUUUAUGGGAUUCUCGAGUGAUUUCACUGACAAACCGUAUAACGAGCAUCCCGUGACCAUUUAUCCUGGACCAAAUAUACAAUACAGUCGUCAGUCACACUCACCAACUUACAAAAUUUCUCCUUCAAAUUCCAAGAGCAUUGAGAAAAAGAACAGUAUGAAACGAGACAGUAGGUCUGAUGGAGAAAUUCUUUCACCGAAAUGUAAAAUACCUCCCCGGACUCUUGCCAGCUCUAUGGAGAGACAUAGAGAGGUGUGUAGAGAUUCGACGGAGGAUAUAAUGGAGAGUUGCAAAAUGCGAGGAGCAAAUAGAAGCAAUGACGAAGAUCAUUUUUCCGACGAUUCACUUGAAGAGUCCUUUCCGCCGCCUCCCCCCGCAGUUAGCACGCCUUCGAAACGCAAUUCCAUAGCUUGGGAAGUGUCUCUCGAUGGUGACGAUCCUCUUUUGACUCCCGGUAGCACUAAGGUUAUAGGAAGAAGACGAAAGAAAUCUGGCGAUCAAUCACAUUCCAGUACGAGUUCUAUUCCUCAAAGGAUUGAUGAUGACUGGGGUGAGGAAUAUUGGCCCCCGCCUCCUCCACUGUCACAGUGUGAACCAUUAGUUUCACCAACAUCAGACGCGGAACCAGAACUUCGAAGGCCGCAGGACUUAUCAACAGGGACAUAUGUCAUUCGAAAAGGAAAAAAUAGAAAACAGUUACCGACUUUCAACAAAAAUACAAACAACAAACAACAAACGAAUUCAAAUAAUCUGUCACAGAGUCAUAGUUUGAAUAGAAGCAUUGAAAAAUCAAUAGAUGGUUCUAGUAUUUCAAUAAGUGGCUCAGGCUCGGUUGGUUCUUAUAACUCAAGGCCGAGUUCGGAUUUGAGUUUGCCUCAGUCCCGAUACAGCGCCGAUCUUAAUUCAAGACUAAGCCGUGAACUAAACACGCCCAACUCUAGAUAUAGCAUUGAUCUUUGUACACCGAAUUCUAGAUUAAGUAAGGAGAUCACUUCACCGAAGUCAAGAUUAAGUUUAGAUCUCAAUAAUGGUCAAGAUAGAUAUAUAAAUCCAGAGUAUUUUGGUCAUAGUCCUAAAAGUAGGCAAAUAAAUAGUGAUAAAAAUGUCAUUGGCUCUAAGACUAACAGUGUCCAAAGCAAAUUAUCUCCUCAAAAUAGAUUUACUGAUUUUAAAAAGUAUUCUUCUACGUUUGAUAACAUUCAAUCGUUAAUUAAAGAAGGUAAAGUGGAAGAGGCACCACAAAAUGAUUGCAAUGAAACUGUCAAUGAGCUUACAGUUGUACCUCCGACUAUGGUGCGUGUUAUAUCACUGCCAAGUUUAGGAGCUGAAGCAGACAGUAACAGUGCUAGUCGUCAAGCCCUCAUAACGACAGUCGAGGAAGAGGAUGAUCAAGAAAGUGGUGAAAUCGAUUCUAAUGAAGAUACCUCACCUUUAAGAAAAAUUGAAAAUAACAUAAGUGCUAUAUUGAACCAAGGACGGGACCAAAAACAUUUUACCCCAUAUACACCUAAAGACUGGAAUAUACAUAAGGAUGAGUACUGUGAUGAAAUAUCUAAGGAUAUUUUAGAGAACAAUUACCGUUAUAGCUCUAGGGAAAGACAAAAGAGACACGAUAUCCAGAAAUCCUCGAGUCAUAACGAAAUCCAAAAUCAGCGAUCAAUUGAUCGUCGCGAUCGUUCUUCUGGUAGAAGAUCGAAUAGUAUGCAUAAGUCGACUAGUGCUAAGGACGUGCCAGUAAGCUUGAUGCGCCAGCCUUCCUCCUCAGAUUCCGCUGUAUCAAGCGGAGGUGAUUUUCCUCUAAAUAUUCAGAUAGUGGAACAUCCCUACAAGCACAAUCAAUUACCGCCAUCGCCUAGUACAGGUCAUGAGAUGGGACCGCUACCUCAAACACCGGAAUCUCCAAAAUUCCCGCCAUUACCACCUUCACCCGUACAAGAAGUUGAAGAUGAAUACACAGAGAUAAUGCAGCCUACGGGAAGACGUCACAUAAAAAAAGCGGACACUUUGCCAACACCAACUAUGGAAUCGAGGAGACGGCCAUCUGAGCCUCCCGCGGUACCGCCUCAUCGCGAUACAACAAAUAGCCUGAAAACGAGGUCAAUGGAAAACAACUUCAACAAGAAUAGAAGAAAUAGUAAUUUCAAAAGCGGCUCAACAGACAGACGUACUUUACCAACAGACACUGGAACCAGCGGCGCUCGCCGUCGUACGCUGCAGCGUCAGAAUCGUGAAUCUGGUUACAAUGUUCGUGGACAGCUUCAGACAUCCGCCAGCCUACCCGAGACUCCUGUGUUCGCUCGUGGCUGUGAUGUCCCAAGAACUCCACCAAGAAAUACUGGCCCGCCCCGACAUAACACCAUCAACUCGAUGCAAACUAUUGGAAGCAGCGCUACCCUAGGCGGUUAUGGGCGUGGAUCUGUAAUGGGGGCUUCGGGAGUAUGCACCGGCGCUGACCUCCUCCGUCUGGGAGGUCCACCGCGCGGAUGGUAUCCAAGACAACGGAACCGGCCUGCAUCUAUAGAGCACCUGGAUAGAAUCUCAACAUCAGCGAAGGUAGCCGCCGACCAUCCGGUAGCUUGGGAGGCAUCCGGAGCCCGUAAGCCACUCACUCUCCCCCCGAACUUGACGCCCAAGUUCUUCCAAAAAUCUCCCAGGGAAGCGCUGCGGCGAGUCACAAGUCUAUUAAUACGGAAAGGUAACAAUGGGAAGGAGAAAGAGAAUUCUAGAAGCAAGGAAGCCACUUCGCCGGCAGCGCGUUCCGCUAACGUCAAUGAAUGGGCGAGUAAUGAUCGGGCUCACCCCCGUGGAGGGGGCGCGGGCGAAGGGCGCGGUCGUUGCCGCACAUGUGCGGGGCAGGGUUGCGACGCGACGGUCACCGCGCAGCCCUCACCCUGCGCAGUGAGACCCUCCGCGUCGAACAACCAACCCCCCACCCUCUGCUGGGGCGAGAACACCGCAUUUGUUAGCAUUUUUUUGCGGAUAUUGGAAUUUCUCCCUCCAUCGAGCUGA